UGUUCCGCAAGGCUCGAGUCUGAGAGGCUGCGGCGUCGGCGUAGCGACCGGAGAGAGUCUGAGGGGAGGCCUCCGCUGGGCGACGUUCAAGACGCUCUCUCCGCGGAGAGGAAGCAAGCUGGGGGCGGUGCUCCAGUGACCAAGACUCGCCGUGGAGCUCUGCCCGUCGCUGUUUUCUGGGUCUGAAGAGGCUUACAGUGAUAUCCUGAGAGAAGAUGGGAAAAGGCUGCAAAGUUGUGGUUUGUGGAUUGUUAUCUGUAGGGAAAACAGCAAUUUUGGAGCAGCUCCUUUAUGGGAAUCAUACUGUUGGAAUGGAAGAUUGUGAAACAAUGGAAGAUGUAUAUAUGGCUUCAGUGGAAACAGAUCGGGGAGUAAAAGAACAGUUACAUCUUUAUGACACCAGAGGCCUGAAAGAAGGCGUGGAGCUGCCAAAGCAUUAUUUUUCAUUUGCUGAUGGCUUUGUUCUUGUGUACAGUGUGAAUAACCUUGAAUCCUUUCAAAGAGUGGAGCUUCUGAAGAAAGAAAUCGAUAAGUUUAAAGACAAAAAAGAGGUAGCAAUUGUUGUAUUAGGAAACAAAAUUGACCUUUCUGAGCAAAGACAAGUGGACACUGAAGUGGCACAGCAGUGGGCGAAAAACGAAAAAGUGCGACUAUGGGAGGUAACAGUUACAGAUCGGAAAACUCUGAUUGAACCAUUCACUUUAUUAGCCAGCAAACUUUCCCAGCCUCAGAGCAAAUCGAGCUUUCCUUUACCUGGGAGGAAAAACAAAGGAAACUCUAGCUCUGAGAACUAAAAAUGACUGAUGCCACAAUUGUUUGCCAAAUAGUGAUUGCCUUUAAAAUGUCUAAAAUAGGUGCACUUUAAGUUAUAUCAAGAAGUUGGCCUGAAAUUAUUUUUGUUAUUUAUGUUGCUCUUGAAACAGUGAAAUAAAUUUUGGGCAGUAUGCAAAUACAGCUACUGAGUAGUUUCCCCUCUCUCACCUGUUCCAGAAGCUAUGCAGAUGUCUUAGCUCAAAUGUGGACUUUUUUAAAAAAUGCAGCUUUUUCUGGAUAUGAACAGCAAUUUGGGUACUAGUACAUAACUAACUUGUGAAGAUUUUGCUAAAUAGAACAAAAGCUGUGAUUCAGCUUUACUCAAAUUGUUUGUUUUUUAGUGAACUACUAAGCACCUAGGGAAAGUAAAGCUUCCAUACUAUAUACUCUAAACAUAAUGCAUUAUAGGUAGUCUUCAAUUUAAACACCUGUGUCUGUGCUACAGGAGUCUCUGAAGAUUUUUGGCCAAGUGUGAGUAAUGGGGUUGUUUUUAGCAAGUUGACAGUACUAUAUACAGUAAGUAAAAAGUAGAAAAACUUUAGUGAUAUAGUACAGAAUAAGCAUCUAGUGAACCGUAGCAUCUUAAAUGGAGUCCUUUUUAGGUUGGCGAAUUGAAGCUACAAAGUGCUGCUGCAUAUAAAAGAAACAUAAACCUCGUAAUUGUUACUCAGAAAUAGUUGUCAUUGCCUGCUUUCUCUUCCAGAUAGUGUUGAUUUUCUAAAUGGCCUUGCAGUGGGUUCUUUUCUAACUAAAGUCUGUGUUAAUAUCCAUAUUUGCCAUAAAACAUUUAGUGAUUAUGUAUGUGCUUUUCUCUGGUGUAGUACAUUUGGGUAUUGCUAAAUUGCUGUCCAAUGUGGCUAGACUAAUUUUAUUUUGCCCAUGAGAGAAUCCAUGUACUUGCUACCAUAGCGUUAACAAAAUCUGAAAACUACAAAUGUUUAAA
Molecule: messenger RNA, 1756 nt
Organism: Condylura cristata (star-nosed mole)
Lineage: Eukaryota; Metazoa; Chordata; Mammalia; Eulipotyphla; Talpidae
Gene: NKIRAS1
Product: NFKB inhibitor interacting Ras-like 1
Exons: 4
Coding region: 216-794 (192 amino acids)
Biological process (GO): canonical NF-kappaB signal transduction
Molecular function (GO): GTP binding; GTPase activity
Source: RefSeq, a predicted model, not a curated record